This is a messenger RNA of Aspergillus terreus NIH2624, 1803 nucleotides long. Its product is annotated as Lectin C-type domain protein. The transcript is spliced from 2 exons. Bases 1 to 1803 code for a protein of 600 amino acids. The record is from RefSeq and is a predicted model, not a curated record. NCBI's taxonomy places the organism in Eukaryota, Fungi, Ascomycota, Eurotiomycetes, Eurotiales, Aspergillaceae.
AUGCCCUUGUCAUACAACCCUGAUGGCUCCCUUGUAGAUUCUACAUGGGCCGCUGUCUUCCUAAGUGAAAGAGAUGUGGCCGGCCAAAUCCCUAUCAACUUCGUCACGAGCUCGGCGGUAUCGAUAAGGGCGGCAUGCUUUGGCAACGGCAUCUUCGAAGACACAGCCGCCGAAAGAUGCAUAUCGAACCUGCUGGCUGUCGGGUAUCGCCGCUUCAUCGUGGACGUAUAUUGGUCCGUGACAUCCAAAACAUGGACCUUCUGUCCCGUGCGCAUCCCGGCGAACGCGGCUGUUGAGACCGUCACGUCGGCCUUGCCCUCUGCAACGCCCACGGCGACAGCCGGUGUGUCGCAGGGGAAAGUGACCGAAAUCGUCACAGACUCCGGAGCCCAUCUCGUCCAGCUGGGACCUUACCUAUGCUCGCGAAAUUUCGACCUUUCCAGCUUGGUCGACAUCUGGCAAGACUACUUCAAGAGCACCACCUCCCAGCUCAAUGUCUACACCCGCUACAUCUCAUUCAACCUCCACGUGGCCGCCGACCCAGAGACGCCGGACGAGCCCGCCUCCGAAGUCCCCAACACCGACCUCCCGGUCGGCUCGGAGCGCGUCGGCGAGCUCAUAGACGACCGCCUCCUGGCGUACAUAUACACCCCGGCGCAGCUCGCCGACGAGCGCCAGAACCUGAACGACUCCUGGUACGAAGUUGACGACGGCUACAAGCCCAUCGCGGAGUACUUCACUACCAUUGUCGCCGCGGACGGCACCCACAGCACUCCCGAUGGCUGGCCGUGUACCAAGUACGUGCAGCUCGCACGCGAGAAACGCCUCCUCCUGGAGUACGGCACCAUCGACCCGCAGCUGCAGAACUACGUCCCCGUGCCGGACGACAGCGAAGUCCUCUUCCCCCCGGGGUACCUCAGCUCCAUCGUCCCCGUCGCCUCCGCCGACAGCGGGAGCCUCGAUUCCGGCUGCUUUUACAACCCGCAGGCGACCCUGGUAUCACAGGUGAACACCUCCUGGGCCGUAUCGAGCCGCAUCCCAGUCCCAUCCCGCCUCAACCAGUCCGCCGGCCUGGCCGACCUCUCCGCGAUGGUCGUCAACCUCACCGCCUGUGGCCUGACGCCUACCCUCAACGACACCAUCUUCAACGUCACCGCCGACGCAGACGCCGCGCCCUACCGCAACAUCUCCCUGUCGUCCUCGUGGGCCUGGGACAUCGGCGAGCCCCACGACUCCUCCAUCACAGAGGACAUGGACGCGCCCAAGAGGAAUCGCUGCGCGGUCAUGGACAUGUCGCUGCAGGGCCACUGGCGCUCCGCCAACUGUAGCGAGUCGCGUCGUGCGGCGUGUCGCGUCGGCCAUCUGCCGUUCACGUGGAUGCUGUCGGACGGACUGUAUGAUUACGGCGAUGCGUACGCGAACGCAUGCCCGGAGAACUCCUCCAUGGCAGUGCCGCGCACGGGGCUCGAGAACACGUACCUCUAUCGACAUCUUCUCUCGCAGUCGGCGGAUGCCAUCGACCCGACGUCGACCGACCCCGCGCUAAGGGAGGUCUGGCUGGACUUUAAUUCUCUGGAUAUUCCGUCGUGUUGGGUCACGGGCGGCCCGGACGCGGAGUGUUCCUACGCGUCUGAUCCGCAACAGCUGGAGAAGCGCACGGUGCUGGUCGCUGCUAUCGCUGGUAUUGUGAUUUGUAUUAUUGCUGCAUUGACGCUGUUUGUCAAGUGUAAUGCGAAUCGGCGCAAUUCGCGUCGCGGCAAGCGGGUUAUCCAGGGUUGGGAGUAUGAGGGUGUCCCGUCGUAA